Messenger RNA from Thamnophis sirtalis, 870 nucleotides. RefSeq names its product NADH:ubiquinone oxidoreductase complex assembly factor 2 (gene NDUFAF2). Lineage: Eukaryota; Metazoa; Chordata; Lepidosauria; Squamata; Natricidae. Gene Ontology annotation, cellular component: respiratory chain complex I; mitochondrion; membrane. The record is from RefSeq and is a predicted model, not a curated record. Gene Ontology annotation, biological process: mitochondrial respiratory chain complex I assembly.
UCUCUCCGCGUGUGGGGACCCCUCGCGUGCCGGUCCCGUUUGGGGAGGAGGGCGGAGGGAGGCGCGAUUGUGGUCUGCGGCCUCGCAGCGCCCUUCGUCUGCCAUGAGCGGCGUCGGGCGGUUUCUGCGCUUGCUAAAGCAGCGCUUUAUCGGGCCAGGGAGCGAGUUCGUGGGCAUCGACUACUUUGGAAACAAGUAUUAUCGGAUCCCGCCGCACAAAACUUGGGCAGGUCAGAACAUUAAAGAGAGAAGAAUUGUGAAAGCUGUCAAUCUAGAAGAAUAUCAGUAUGAAUCUGGAGCCAUUCCAACAGAAUGGGAAGCAUGGAUGAAGAAAAGAAGAAACAAUCCACCUACACUUGAGGAAUGUAUCCAGAAUAGAAACUACAGAAAAGAAAUGAAAGCUAAAGUUGAAGAUUUGGAUGAAAAAAGCAGCCUCCUUCAGGCCAAAGAGGAUCUUGAAGUAGGGCCACUUCAAACACAGAUUACAGGACAUGCAUCUGCUUCCAGCUACAGAAAGCCUGAACGCUCAGAAGACCCUGUUAGUACAGCAAAUACAUUUCAGCCUGGAGCCUGGAUGCCUCCUGACCGUAAAAAAUAAAAGCCCCCCCCCCCACUCCGUGCAAAGCAUCAGGAAAGAGGCAACAUUUGGUUAAUGAGCAACAUGAAUGAAGACACUUCCUGAAAAAUUCCAAGUUAUACUUAAAAGCUUAGCAGCAUUUUCAAAAUGCUUAGAUUCUGCCGUUUCUUGUGGAAAUGUUUAAUUGCUUUUUAUAAAAUGUCCCAUCUCUAAUUCUUUUGCCUCUUAAAUCAUUUGAUAAUGUUUUCAGUGAAGUUAUGCUUCAAUAAAAUUUAAUGCUGCCAUAAUCAUUA